UAAUGUGUUCGGUGGUUUUCAUAAUUGUGCAUUCGGUCGGUGAGAUCCAGAUUAUUUUUGUUAUUACUUAGUUAAGCAGCUACGAUAAAGUUGGGUAUACAUGCUUGGAAAUUAGAGUAACUUGGAAGCUUUAUGCCAAUAAAUACAACUCAUAGACAUCCCAUUAACAUAAUUCGAUAACAUUCGAGCUAACGUGUCAACAGAUCUAGCACCGCCAACUCUCACAUGGCAUCGUGGGUUGUAUUAUAGUACUACAAUAAAACAGCUUUAAUACGACGCUAUGUAUCUGCGUUUUAUAUGAUUCCACUUUCCUCUAUUUAAAUAAAUCCUUCACUUUCCUCCGCUUACAUUUCCCUACACUGAACCAUCACUCAGAAAAAAAUGGCUCGACAAUUUGCUGUUGUUGCGAUCUGUAUCGUCCUCAUCGCCAGCGUUGGAGGUCAAGCUCCGUCUUCACCACCAACCACCACACCAGCACCACCGACUACAACAACUCCGCCACCAGCAGCCACUCCUCCUCCUGUCUCAGCUCCUCCACCAGUAACAACUUCUCCUCCUCCGGCUACUCCUCCUCCAGUCUCUACACCUCCCCCAGUCGCUUCUCCACCUCCAGCAACUCCUCCUCCCGUCGCUUCUCCUCCUCCCGUUGCUACUCCUCCUCCAGCUCCUCUUGCAUCUCCUCCCGCUCAGGUUCCGGCUGCAGCUCCAACUACGAAGCCAGACGCUCCUUCUUCAUCUCCGUUGUCUAGCCCACCUUCCCCAGCUACUGAUGCUCCCGGACCAAGCACCACUUCCCUCUCUCCAGGACCCUCCACCGACUCAAAUGACCAGAAUGGAGCAAGCAAGAUGGUUUCAAGCUUGGUACUUGGAUCUGUUCUCGUUUGGUUUAUGAUUUAAGCGAGACUCUUCCACACGGUGUUCAUUGCAUUAAUUUUUAUGUCGACGUUUGUUUGUUCCAUUGUUAUUAGUUUAUUACUUUUGAGACUGAAUUCUUUUAGGAUUAUUAUCUUUCGAAGAGGAUAUUAUUGAGAGUUGAGAUGGACUGAAUUCUUUUGUGGCUUCCUUCCUUAUUCUAUUUGAUUGUUAGUGUACUAGAACUCUUUUUCUGUUUCUA
Molecule: messenger RNA, 1114 nt
Organism: Brassica rapa (field mustard)
Lineage: Eukaryota; Viridiplantae; Streptophyta; Magnoliopsida; Brassicales; Brassicaceae
Product: classical arabinogalactan protein 9
Cellular component (GO): plasma membrane
Source: RefSeq, a predicted model, not a curated record